UACAACGAGAACAAUGUUCAGAAAAUCAUCCGUGACCAAGAUGAGGAUUUGUUAUUGGUAGGGAAAUCCGUAAAUAUGUUGAAACACAUGAGCUACAAAAUUGGCGAUGAGCUUGAUCAACAGGCUGUAAUGUUGGACGACUUGGGAAUCGAAAUGGACACCGUGGAUUCGAAAUUGGAUAGUGUAAUGCAUAAAAUUGCUAAACUAACACAUAUGGACGAUGACAAACGACAGUGCAAAGUCAUUAUGAUUCUUAGCGUGGUGAUAUUUUUCUUAAUAUUCAUUUUAAUUGUACUAUAA
Molecule: messenger RNA, 300 nt
Organism: Angiostrongylus costaricensis
Lineage: Eukaryota; Metazoa; Nematoda; Chromadorea; Rhabditida; Metastrongylidae
Source: the annotation of a GenBank genome assembly